Messenger RNA from Eublepharis macularius, 696 nucleotides. RefSeq names its product RNA-binding protein with multiple splicing 2-like. The record is from RefSeq and is a predicted model, not a curated record. NCBI's taxonomy places the organism in Eukaryota, Metazoa, Chordata, Lepidosauria, Squamata, Eublepharidae. Gene Ontology annotation, molecular function: mRNA binding. Gene Ontology annotation, biological process: negative regulation of smooth muscle cell differentiation. The transcript has a single exon. Bases 1 to 696 code for a protein of 231 amino acids.
AUGAGCUACCUGCCCAAGGAAAACGAGCACAGCAGCAACACACUCGAGGAAGAGGUACGGACACUCUUUGUCAGUGGACUUCCUGUGGAUAUCAAGCCAAGAGAGCUCUACCUGCUUUUCCGGCCAUUCACGGGUUAUGAAGGAUCACUUAUCAAACUAACAUCCAAACAACCAGUAGGCUUUGUUACCUUUGACAGCCAGGCUGGUGCUGAAGGUGCCAAGAAUGCCUUGAAUGGCAUCUGCUUUGACCAGGAGAACCUCCAGACCUUGAGGUUAGAGUUUGCAAAAGCCAACACCAAGAUGGCCAAGAGCAAGCUAAUGGACACACCGAAUCCCACCAACCUGCACCCUGCCCUGGGAACACACUUCAUUGCAUGGGGCCCUUAUGACCUGACCAGUGCUGCCCUGAGCCCAGCAUCUCCAGAGGUCUGGGCUCCCUACCCACUCCACACCACAGAGUUAACCCCUGCCAUCCCACAUGCUGCUUUCAUGUACCCAGCUGCUGCCACCACUGCUGCCGGCCUGUACGCUCAGAGCUGCCACUUGGCCCAUGUCCUUCCCCUCUCCCUUGUCUCUCUAUGGAGUGAUGUGCCAGAGAUGAAGCAGUUGUGGAUUGCUGGAAAUCCUCCCACUGUCCCAACCUUUUCCUGUGGCCACCAGACAAGAUGCCUAACUCCAGUAACUAUUUUUUUUUAA